AUGAAACCACAUCCCGAAGACAGCGCGGCUGGACAUCCAGAUACGCCGUUCGUGGAUCGCCCUGUUUCGCUUUCAUAUCCAGAAAAUUCUUCCACAUAUAAUAUAGAAGUGGAUGAUGGUGUAGGAGACAGUGACGAUGAAGACUAUGACCACCCGGAUGAGGACCGUAUGCCCAUGGAUACACCUCGAUCGCCACACCUUAUUAUUCACGGCGACGGCGCUAGAAGAGACGACAUUACAGACGCAAUGCAGCUGGAUAACAAGCCGUGCGAUGUCGAGACUGUAAAGGAAGAAGACGAGGAUCACGCAAUGGAGGACGAGACAAUGUCAGAUAUGGAGAUAACAGAGGACUUCAGUAGCCUCCCGGAUCCUGAUACAGAUGACGAAGGCAUCCACGAAGAUUCGCCCCAGCAGCGUGAAGCGCGGUCGAUGCUUCUGACCUGGUCCAUUCGCGUAGAUGGAAAAUAUCACAUCGUUAUUUGCCUGGAAUGCAACAACGUCAUCAAUCACGAGCACGUAUGGGGGCAUCGCAAUAGCAUGCAUCCUCUUGCAAACGGACAUGGACGCAAACUCAGAUUUCCUGACAAGGAAGAGCUGCAGAAUGCACUCAGAACACUCGGCGCUGACAAGCCUAGGAAAAUCCUUCCGGGGCCAGUGCUCCCCAUCAAAGGCGUAUCAGUUCUGUCUGGCUGGAGAUGCGACAUGCCAGGAUGUACUACACCUGCGCCAGUGUUCGCAAGUAUAAAGCGUCACACUGAACAUUGCUCUCGCCACCAUAGCGGUGCACAUCCCCGUCGUCGUGUUGAAGCUUUGUUACACCGGCUUGGAAACAUCAAACAGCAUCUUCAGUACGUAGAAGUGGUCCCAACUCCAGGACUAAAUCGACAGUCGCUCAUGCAAGCCAUGAUGGAUCGGAACGAGACGAAGAAGCUGAACGAACAACCGGAGACUUAUUCAGUCCCUAGCAUGUGUCAGAUGGACCCAGUACUACGAGCAAGCAAGCUAUACAAUUGCAUCGAGAACGUGAACAUCGAGAUCUUUCGCAAGACCGCGGACGAAGUCGAUCUGAAUUCCGAGCAAGAGUUUAUACGGCUCCAAUCGUACAUGCGACGUUAUUAUCAUCGUGCCGCAUCUCAAUUAAUCUCUCUUUCAACGCUUACUCGGAGAUACAUCGCGACAAAGUCUCCACUUGACGAUCCACAACCAGCACCGUUUGAGCGGCCACAAGAAAACGACACUAUUGGAACUUACUCAGAUUUUGUGGCGAGGUUCAUCAUUUUUCUCAUGAGACACCAUUUCCACCCGCUCGUCGAUGUCCAGCUGGCAUUCCAUCCUCAUCAUAUUGACGCUAUCGAACACCUCCACGAUACAUUGUGCCGUAAAGACAGCACAGACGAUGAAUGCACGGAAGGCAUCCACCAGAUGAUAAUGUCGCUUUUGAAAUUUGUCAGCGAUGGAUUUCUGGAGGACGAAUGGAAGGAACUGUUCACUAUGUUCCUGGUCGCGUUUCACCUCAGAGACAAUCAAGGGAACAUGUGUCGAGCCGGUCGCAUACCUCCAAAUCUGUCCAAAAUGCAAUGGUGCAUGAGGGCCAGCGGGGCUGUGGAGACAGCAAGGCUCAAGAUGAAGUACGAACGCAACGACUUUGUGGCGUACAAACAAGAAGUUCGUAAGUACUUGAUACAAGGCCAACAGACGCUGUUCUCUACAUUGCAACAACACAUGUCAUUGUUAUCUGCACUCGCCCUCAGUGAACCGGGCAUCCCGCGUUUCAAUUGGGACGUGACUCGCACCAUACUAGGCAUCGACGGAGUGGGCAUGUCUAUGCAUAGGUUCAAGUCUAGCAUCAACUUUAUGAUCGACGAAUGCCACGCGGCCAUUAGGGAGAUAUGCGGCUCUCUGUCGUUAGAUGAUUUUUGGAAUCACAUUGAUUCGAAGAUGAACCCCAUGGAUCGAGAGAACUGCUUCUUUGAUGACCCUCAGGUCACUAAGACGGGUAGCUCUGUUUUCACGGACCGAAGGAACGGUCUGGAGCGUUUUCGUUUCAUUUUGAUGGAACAUAUAUUGGACGAUCCAAGAUUCUUCAAUAUAGACGAUGAUGGCAAGCCGGUGGCAGCGAAGGGCAAGUGCAUGUUAUGGAACUGGUUCGCUAAAAUCGAUGCGCUAGUGGGACGGUUGUAUUACCUCGUCGUCUCUACGUUUGGUGGAGGCGCAAGAGGGACAGAGAUGGAUGAUCUUCGAUAUAUCAUACGCGGUCGUGCGGAACGUCACUUCUUCUUCCUCAAUGGCUGGGGCACCAUCGUCACGACAUAUGUGAAGACGAAACAGUUGGAACAUCACGGUAGACUGCUGGCAAGAGUACCUGCCCCGGCAGUAACCAGACUAUUGAUGGCGCUGCUCGGUGUUAUAUAUCCUGCAUGUGCUCACUUCGCAUGCGACAUCAUGGAAAUCGAAGACGCAAAGCGAUACAAUGAAUAUAUAUUCGUUCAGAGUGGGCGGAUUAUGGACAGUGAAAGACAGUCUCGCUGUCUGGGUUUCCAUACAGAGCGUCUGCUGGGUAUACCGCUAAGACUCAGAGACUGGCGUCAGGUUAUGUGCAGCAUCCUUGUCAACAUCGUUCAUGUCGAUUUUGGAGAGCCGGACGAUGAAGAUGACGACUUGCACGCUAUACAUCGCCAAUUCGGUCAUAGCGUAAAGGUCGCCAAUAAACAUUAUGGGCUUCAGAAAAACGACGCCUUGGAAGGAGUAUCUCACACGGUUGUAGCCUCCAUGCAGUCUGUAUCGAUACGUUAUCAUGCAAAACUCGAUCAACUACACUCCAACUUCUCACAGCAGUUGCAAUCAGCAACAUCAGACGAACAGGAAGAGGAAGUCUUCACACGAAUCGUGAUACUGCUUGCGAACGUGUUGAAGACCGAGCUACAACGAUUUCAGUCGGGAUUGACUAGGAACAUCGUCGAUACGUUUGUUACAUACCUCAACGGCCAGAACAUCCGCUUACUCGAGUAUAUUACCGCAGUACAAGGCUGCCAGCCUGUACAAAAACCUAUGACGAAGCCGCUCACGGUCGAUCCUACUCUGCACAAUUCGCUCCACGUCCUGUUUCCACGCUCAAGCAGGCCACAAUGGACAAUCCCACAACAAGGUGAACUAGUGCAAUCAUCUCUGGGUAAUGAACACGUUCUGGCCGUUUUACCAACUGGUUGCGGGAAGAGCAUGUCAUUUCUGGGACCGCCAAAACUUUUUCCAUCUCUCAUGUAUAUCGUCGUCGCACCUUUGAGAGCUUUGACCAACGAUAUCGCGAAGAGACUCGGCAACUCGACCUUGAAAUGGGCGAGAUGGAUGCCUGGAUUAGACGGAAGUUCAUUGCAGAUCGUGCUUGCGCCAAUCGACACAGCUACCACUCACGAUUUUUUCAUAUGGGCUGAAUCGUACAACUACAGACUGUCUCGCAUUUUUCUCGACGAAGCACAUUAUAUACUUUUCCAUGAGGGAUUCAGACAUUGCAUGGACCUUCUCAAGAAUUUGACCCGCCUGGCAAAACCAAUCACUCUGCUGUCAGCUUCAGUCUAUCCGUGCGCCGUGCCACGCCUCUGUGCCAAGAUCGGCAUCGAUCACAAAGAACUGAGAGUCAUACGGACCUCCAUCGCCCGACCUACGAUAGCGUACAACGUGGUACGGGUCAAACCUAAGCCAGCGGAAUCAAGCAGCAUAGACAAUAAUGUAUUACAACAGUUGCAUGCUGUCAUGGCCAGACAUCCGAUGGGGGCGAACGAGAGGGGCCUGAUAUACUUCACAUACUGCGAUAGGGCCAAGGACUACGCAGCGGAAAUUGGAUGUGACUAUUAUAUCGCCAACGUAAUCGAAGGAGAUACGAGUGCGAAUGACAGGCGAAAAGACGACAUCGUCAGGACCUGGGAGGAGGGGACAGACGAGAAGAAUCAUUGGUUGUGUUGCACAAGCGCAUUUUCGGCUGGAAUCGACAGUGACCAUGUCGUCGUGGUCGUACUAAUCGAAGCCAACUGGUUAGCUGAUUUUGAUCAGCAAGCGGGUCGACUUAGGACCAAGGGCGGACAGAGGGGUUGGACGUACAUCAUCCAUACCAGAUUACCCAUUAAUCGCGACCCGGAGAUGGACAGUUUUGGAGGAUUACCGGAAAUGACAGAAUUUCUCGUCACCAACGGUUGCCGAUGCCUGGCAUUUCAUGGUGUCGAUGAAGAUGUCCACUCUUGUGGGGCGUUGGGUUCGAAAGCAGAAAAAUGCGAUAACUGCCUGACGAUGCAACUAGACGAGACUGUAUCGAUGAUUCCUACGAUGGUAUACGAAGGGAAACUAGAGGUGUUAGAGCCUAUCCCCAUAGCCGCAAAGCCCACAACCAGCGGUGAUCGACUACGGACAGAAAAGGCUGAAGGACUUUACAAGCUUGAAGAGCUGGUGGAGAUGUUCGAAUCCAUCCGUGGAAACGGUUGUGUGGCAUGCUGGUUCGAGAACGAAGGCCGAAGAAUGGAGAGCCACAAGCACAAUGAUGAACACAAGAUGAAUGUGAUCGUGGCAUCGCUGCGAUGCAUACAAUUCCCGGUACACGUCAACUGGCCAUUCUGUUUUAAGUGCUGGAUUCCAUUUCGUCAUCCGUGCAACCAUCCACUGCAUGCCAAGGGUAAAACUGUUGAUGAAUCGAAAUGCCCGUACAGCGAGUGUCCUCUCAUUACCUUACGACUUAUCGCGUUGAUAUGGUGCUGCCGACUAAAUGGCAAGGGUCAUGAUGACAUGCUGUACAUAAUUUCAGAUAAGCUCGGCGUGCCUCGGUUGAGAUGGAAAACGCUUAUCGGCUUCAAAGAGUGGCUUAGAGAAACCGCACAUAAUGCAGACCAGCUCCCCAACCAUCUGGAAUUCAUCCUCGCAUACAAGCGUCUGUUUCGCAAAAUAUGUGUUCAUUGA
Molecule: messenger RNA, 4938 nt
Organism: Laetiporus sulphureus 93-53
Lineage: Eukaryota; Fungi; Basidiomycota; Agaricomycetes; Polyporales; Laetiporaceae
Exons: 4
Coding region: 1-4938 (1645 amino acids)
Biological process (GO): double-strand break repair via homologous recombination
Cellular component (GO): chromosome; cytoplasm
Molecular function (GO): nucleic acid binding; four-way junction helicase activity; ATP binding
Source: RefSeq, a predicted model, not a curated record